UGAGGAACGGCCACGAAAAGCUUCCAUGUUUUAAAACACGUUUACCACGCAGAGUUCUUCAUUAGCUUUUUCUACAGAAGUGUUUCUAGUCCGCGUGUACGCAUUAUUUAUGUGUUAUAUGUAUUUAUAAACUUGUCUCGUAAGUGUCACAAGUUGUCACCAUGAAGAUAGCAUUCAUUGCCACGUUAGCAGCGAUCGCUUCAACAGCAGCUGCCCUAUACGACAGCACUUCGGAUGUGGUUCAACUGUCCUCAGCAAAUUUCAAGAACAGAGUACUAGACAGUGAUGAACUUUGGAUUGUAGAGUUUUUUGCACCCUGGUGCGGCCAUUGUCAAGCCCUCGUAUCAGAAUACUCGAAAGCAGCUACUGCUCUUAAGGGCAUUGUUAAAGUUGGAGCAGUAGAUGCAGACAGUGAUAAAUCUCUGGGUGGCCAGUACGGUGUCCGAGGAUUCCCCACCAUCAAGAUAUUUGGAACUAACAAAAACAGUCCCGCCGACUACAAUGGGCCACGUACUGCGGAUGGAUUCGCGGCCUCCGCGCUGCAGGAACUCAGGAAAUUGGUGGACUCGCGCCUGGGCAAGAAGACCGGUGGUGGAGGAGGAUCAAAGUCUGAUGAUGUGGUGCAGCUCGAUGACACCAACUUCAAGGAGCUUGUCCUCGACAGUGAAGACUUGUGGCUAGUUGAGUUCUUCGCCCCCUGGUGUGGACACUGCAAGAAUUUGGCCCCACACUGGGCAAAGGCGGCCACUGAGCUCAAGGGACAGGUCAAGCUUGGUGCUGUGGAUGCCACUACUUACCAGGGCCUAGCCUCACAAUAUGGGGUACAAGGAUACCCCACGAUCAAGUACUUCCCGGCCGGUAAGAAGGACAAGAACUCCGCCGAAGAUUACAACGGUGGUAGGACCUCUGGGGACAUUGUGCAGUGGGCCCUCGAGAAGGUGGCCGAGAGUGCUCCGGCUCCAGAGCUCAAACAGAUCACAAAGGGCUCCGUUCUGGAAGAAACUUGCGAGGGCACCCAACUCUGUGUGGUGAGCAUCCUGCCACACAUCUACGACUGCCAGUCUGAGUGCCGCAACGGAUACCUGGACACGCUCCGGCAGUUGGGAGAAAAGUUCAAGCGCAACCGCUGGGGCUGGGUGUGGUCGGAGGCCAUGGCCCAGCCGCAGCUGGAAGAGGCCCUGGAGAUGGGAGGGUUUGGGUACCCGGCCAUGGCUGUUCUCAACACUCGCAAGAUGAAGUACUCUUUGCUCAAGGGCUCCUUCAGUUUUAAGGGCAUCAACGAGUUCUUGAGGGAAGUGUCCGUGGGUCGGGGAUCCAGUGUGCCCGUCAAAGGUGCAAAGCUUCCGGACAUUGUGGAAGUGGAGCCGUGGGAUGGCAAGGAUGCACCGCUUGAGCAGCCUGAAGACAUUGACCUUAGCGACGUGGAUUUGGAUUCCGAUGCAGAUGCAGAUGCAAAGCCUCACACAGAACUUUGAGUCUUCCAUUCUACUAGCCCGCCAUCUUCCAUUGUACAUUUUCAAGAGCCAUGUUGUUUAUGAGUCUACACCACAUUUUUUUACGUUAAGUUUUGUGUCAGCUGUCACCUGGUGUACUUUUCAGUAAAAAAUAAGUCAUCUUUUAAAAGUGAA
Molecule: messenger RNA, 1628 nt
Organism: Ornithodoros turicata
Lineage: Eukaryota; Metazoa; Arthropoda; Arachnida; Ixodida; Argasidae
Gene: CaBP1
Product: protein disulfide-isomerase A6 homolog
Exons: 8
Coding region: 162-1475 (437 amino acids)
Biological process (GO): response to endoplasmic reticulum stress
Cellular component (GO): endoplasmic reticulum lumen
Molecular function (GO): protein-disulfide reductase activity; protein disulfide isomerase activity
Source: RefSeq, a predicted model, not a curated record